AAAAAAUCAAACAUUCCACGUCAACCAAUAAUAAUGCAGAUCAUUCCUUACAUCUCAAGUUUUAUAGAAAGUAAAACUUUUUGCGAUCAAAACCACUAAAACACAACUCCGAUUCGAUCCCUAAACAAUCCUUCGUUUUGUUCCAAUGUCGAAGCAAACAUACAAAGUCUGUUUCUGUUUCCGUCGCAGGUACCGUCACACGGCGUCGGUUGCUCCUCCUGAGAUCAAGACCAUUUUCGAUGGUUACUCCGAGAAAGGUCUCAUGACUGUUGAUCAUCUCCUUAGGUUUCUCACCGAUGUUCAAAAACAAGAUCAAGCCACGAGAGAAGAAGCUCAAGCGAUCGUUAAUGCAUCAACGUCUCUUCUUCAUCGCAAUGGUCUCCACCUUGACGCUUUCUUCAAAUACCUUUUCAGUGUUGAUAACUCUCCUCUUGCUUAUCAUGAGGUGCAUCAAGACAUGGAUGCUCCGUUAUCACAUUAUUUCAUAUUUACAGGGCAUAAUUCUUAUUUAACUGGUAAUCAGCUGAGUAGUGACUGCAGUGAAGUACCUAUAAUAGAUGCAUUGAAGAAAGGUGUCAGGGUUAUUGAGUUAGAUCUUUGGCCAAACUCUGAUGAAGAUGGUAUUGAUGUUCUUCAUGGAAGGACACUUACAUCACCUGUGGAGCUGAGCAGAUGUCUAAAUGCUAUUCAAACAUAUGCAUUUGAUGUAUCUGAUUAUCCAGUUGUUGUAACUCUUGAAGAUCAUCUCACUCCAAACCUCCAGGCCAAAGUUGCUGAGAUGGUUAGUGAAAUAUUUGGAGAAAUGUUAUUUACUCCUCCUCCUGGAGAAUGCUUAAAGGACUUCCCAUCACCAGCGUCUUUGAAAAGGCGUGUUAUCAUCUCAACCAAACCUCCUAAAGAGUACAAGAAAUCAAAAGAUGAUGAGGAGGUGGAGAAGAAAGAUAGGAGUUUGGGUGAUGAAGAAGUCUGGGGGAAAGAGGUUCCUAACUUUAACCGGAGGGACUCAAGUGAUGACAAGGCUGGGAAACCAAAAGGUGGAAUAGUUGAAUGUUUGAAAGUGGAUCUUGAUAAAGUAAGACGGCUUAGUUUGAGUGAAGAACAACUUGAAAAGGCCUCAGAAAAAUAUGCCAAACAGAUUGUGAGAUUUACUCAACGGAAUUUGCUUCGGAUUUACCCAAAAGGAACUAGAAUUACUUCAUCAAAUUAUAAUCCACUGGUUGGCUGGAGUCAUGGUGCUCAAAUGGUGGCUUUCAAUAUGCAGGGACAAGGAAGAUCAUUGUGGGUAAUGCAAGGAAUGUUUAGAGCUAAUGGAGGAUGUGGAUACAUCAAGAAACCAGAUAUUUUGCUGCAGUCUGACGCUGUAUUUGACCCGGAAGCUACAUUACCUGUGAAGACAACACUAAGGGUAACUAUAUACAUGGGCGAAGGAUGGUACUAUGAUUUUCCUCACACACACUUUGACCGAUAUUCUCCACCUGAUUUCUAUACAAGGGUGGGUAUUGCUGGAGUCACAGCAGAUACGGUAAUGAGGAAGACAAAAAUGUUAGAAGAUAACUGGAUACCAGAUUGGAAUGAGGUUUUUGAGUUCCCAUUAACGGUUCCAGAGCUUGCUCUAUUACGCAUAGAGGUACAUGAGUAUGACAUGUCGGAGAAAGAUGAUUUUGGAGGCCAAACUUGCUUGCCGGUUUGGGAACUGAGGCAGGGAAUACGUGUUGUUCCUUUGCAUAAUCAGGAUGGGGUGAAGUGUAGAUCCGUGAAGCUUCUUGUGCGGUUGGAGUUUGUGUGAGUGUAUAUAUAAGAAAUGUUCUCCGGGUUUAAGCACAUUUAAACCGGAUCUGGUACAGAAAGUAAACCGAGUUUAUGAUUUCGGUUUGAUGAGUUUGGUACUAGUGAGUAUUGAGCUGUGAGUGUGAGUGAACACAAAUUUAUGCUGAUUAAAAAAAACUGUGUUGCCAUCCCAUUACUUGCACACUUUUAGUUUUAGGCCUCUGAUCCCUAACAGUUGAAUGAAGUAAGCAUGAUAUAACUAAAUACUUGCAAGGUCAUUUCUCCCUGUGUAUUUGUUUGAUUAUGUUUUUUUGUGCAUCAUAACGAAAUUUUGGAACUGUAAACUGCAAUUAUG
Messenger RNA from Eruca vesicaria subsp. sativa (arugula), 2122 nucleotides. The record is from the annotation of a GenBank genome assembly. Lineage: Eukaryota; Viridiplantae; Streptophyta; Magnoliopsida; Brassicales; Brassicaceae.